Molecule: messenger RNA, 723 nt
Organism: Thermothielavioides terrestris NRRL 8126
Lineage: Eukaryota; Fungi; Ascomycota; Sordariomycetes; Sordariales; Chaetomiaceae
Exons: 1
Source: RefSeq, a predicted model, not a curated record
GCGAAGCUGGAUAAAUCUCCAUCUCAACCUCUCUCCGAAAAGAAACGCGCAGCCUCCGAGUUCGACUUCAACAGCGUUGGUGGGGAAGGCGCGGACAGCAGAAUGGAGCAGCAGGAGGAUACAGCUUCCCCCCUGCUUACGGCGCCAGGACGGACUGCGCCUCUGAAGAAGGAAGCCGAAACAUCAGAGCCACAGUCUCCAGGACUCGAGCCAUCUCGGGGAGAUCCAAUUGCUGCAGAACCCCACCCAACGGCGCAUGCUGGAUGGAAUCAGGGUGUCAGCAGCGGGCUGCGGACGUCGUUUGCUGCGUCGAGCAAGGGGAUGUCCCGCAAGCCAUUGUCGCGACGGGUUUCAGUAUCUCCCCCGCAGCCAGAUGCCCAGCUGAUCGAGGUUGGCAGCUUAGCCAUGCCUCUGGGUGAUCCGGGAUUUGCGAGACCGAGUCGUGAAAAUGGCUGGCAGGACAAAUUCCAGCAAUGGUGUGUCCGGCUCAUGGCUCUGAACAAAGAGCAGGAAGGAAUUAAAGACGCCGGCCUUUUAAGGGAGGCCUGGAAUUUGUGGCUGGAGACCCGGGUGACGCUCUCGCGUGCUGCCCGGACCUCUGCUAUGCAAUCAGCAAAGGACAUGAAUUUGACGUCUGAUAAGCUUCAGGAGAUGUUCUCCGAGGCCCUGCACGCUGAUCCCGGAGCUCCAUGGCCUCGCUCUCCUUCAGAAUCCGAGCAGUCG